CCAGUCUCGCGAGAGGUGGCGGAGGCGGCGGUGAAGGAGGCAGUGUGUUUCAGGUUGGCAUCGCUGCAUUGCUGUGGAGAUGGCAGAAUACGGAGUGUCAGCCGGCCAGCAGGUCGCAGUGGUCUGGGACAGGUCAUCUCCCGCUGGGGCCCUGAAGGACUUGGUGGAUCAGCUUCAAGCCACGGCAGGCUCCGAGAGUCGGGUGUCGGUGGAAAACAUCGACCAGCUGUUACAGUCGGCUCACAAGGAGUCCAGCUUCGAUGUAGUCCUGUCGGGUGUGGUCCCAGGAAGCGCCAUCCUGCACGGCACGGACAUUUUGGCAGAAAUAGCUCGGAUCCUUCGGCCGGGCGGACACGUCCACCUGAAGGAGCCCGUGGAGACGGCAAAAGUUGACAACAGCAAAGUGAGGACGGCGGAUAAGCUGCGCACCGCUCUGACGCUGGCUGGGUUGGUCGAAGUGACGGAGCUCCAGAGAGAGCCUUUAACUCCUGAGGAGAAACAGUCGGUCCAAGAGUUCCUGGGCUACCAGAGCGACAACCUCCAGUCUCUGCAGAUCACGGGCAAGAAACCCAACUUUGAAGUGGGCUCUUCGAGUCAACUCAAGCUUUCCUUUACUAAGAAGUCUAGUCCCUCCGGAAAACCCGCUGUGGACCCCACCGCUGCCAAGCUCUGGACGCUGUCCGCCAACGACAUGGACGAUGAGGGGAUGGAUCUCAUCGACUCCGAUGAACUGCUGGAUCCCGAGGAUUUGAAGAAGCCAGAUCCAGCUUCCCUGCGGGCCCCUUCGUGUGGGGAAGGGGGGAAGCGGAAGGCUUGCAAGAACUGCACCUGCGGCCUGGCGGAGGAGCUGGAGCAAGAGAAAGCCAAAGAGAAGGGCUCCCAGCCCAAGUCGGCCUGUGGAAACUGUUACCUGGGCGACGCGUUCCGCUGUGCCAGCUGCCCCUACCUGGGGAUGCCGGCCUUCAAACCCGGGGAGAAGAUUCUGCUCAAUGAGAACAACCUACAAGACGCUUAGAAGGCCACACGUCACGGGACUUGUGUGUGGCCCAGCUGUUCAAGCGCUCACUCUAGCCACCCCUCACCCUCACCUCCCUCCCCUCACCCCCGGGCCACUCCUCACGGUGGGAUAUCAUUACAGAGGGUCGGGGGUGGGAGGAAGGAGGAAGGGGUAGGGGAAAGACCUGCUUGACUGCACAGCGCUGGGGGAACCGAAGGGCAGCAGUGUACUCCGACCUUAUUAAGUGGACGUUGGACCCCUGACUUAAGGAAUACCACAGCCCAGCAAGGCUGGCAGCUAGGAACUGUACCCCGAAGAAGCCAACCUCCUCGUGUUAAGUAUCGACCCGUCUGUCGGACCUCUAGACCCCAGCCGUUGGUUACCUCGGUCUCCGUGGAUCGUAUCACUCUAAAAACGUUACCCUCGAUGGGUCGGGGCUGUGGUAGGCCUCGGGUCACGGGCCAGCGUCCCGGUCUCGGCGACAGCUCAAAUUCCCGCUCCUCCAUAGGCCGUAGAACUGGUUACUUUCAUUUCGUGGGCGAAGUUGUCAGCGGAAAAAAUUAGUCCAGUGUCUGGUCAGCCCAAUGAGGACCUCAGGCAGCCCUUCCUGCCGCAGGACAGACCACUGACUUCGGUAGGCAACUUGCACUGAAUCUGUGUCCUGUGGCCAUGUAGAUGUCGAAGUAGGGCAGCCCUCAUACCAACUUGAGAGAGAGAGUGUGUGUGUUUGCAUUUGUGUGUGUCAUGUGGCUGGCAUGGGAAUCCCUGAAAAAUAGUCCGAGUCUGGGAUAGCGCUCAUUAGCAUAGCUGGAGCUACCUGGAGGUGCUCAUGUCAUAAGCAAAAUACUCAGCCUGGUAAUAUGGGAUGCAUCCCCCCUUCCUCCCCCUGGGCUACUCUUAAUAAUGGGGUUUGGGUCUUCCCGGCAAGAAGGCGAUCCUGUUGCUGGCCUUUACGGUCUCGCAGCUCAAAUCAAACGAGGGGAGAUCUGUGGAUUUAGGGAGACUGGAUUUCAUACCCCGGGAUCAAUAAAUAUUAAAACCAAAUAUCCUCGAGUAACUUCGA
Ornithorhynchus anatinus (platypus) is the source of this 2060-nucleotide messenger RNA. It is a transcript of the gene CIAPIN1, whose product is annotated as cytokine induced apoptosis inhibitor 1. Gene Ontology annotation, biological process: iron-sulfur cluster assembly. Gene Ontology annotation, cellular component: cytoplasm. Gene Ontology annotation, molecular function: iron-sulfur cluster binding. The transcript is spliced from 9 exons. The record is from RefSeq and is a predicted model, not a curated record. NCBI's taxonomy places the organism in Eukaryota, Metazoa, Chordata, Mammalia, Monotremata, Ornithorhynchidae. Bases 80 to 1015 code for a protein of 311 amino acids.